AUGCCGAUCUGGCUGCAACCGCAUUGCGCGAAGCGGAGGAGAGAUCGGCUUCCCCACGCGCUGUUACCGUCAUCGGACUGGCCGACCGUCGCACCGUUACCGGAUUCGAGGAUGACGCCGGUCACCGGUGUCAUCCCCACCGGACAUGACGCUACACGCCCUUCCGAGGCGGAGUCGCCAACCUGUUCGAGGUGCCGUUGGCCCUAUCUCCUCGAUCCCUGCCCAUCACCGCCAGGUCAGCGCGCCGCGGCGCGACGGACCCGCCAUUUUGCUGGAGAUUCUAUGGAACGACCGGCGCAUCUGGGGCGCGACUGCCGCGAUGAUCGUCAACCUGUCGCGGCGGCUGCAAUGGGCAUGAACCCGCCACGCGCCCUGGGCGGAUCGUGGCGACCUGAUCGCGCUUCGCCGCCACGCUGGAGGCGCGAUUCGUCGGCGGUGCCGUGCGCGAUCGUUGCUCGGUCAUGCGGGUGGCUGAUAUCGAUCUGGCCACGCCGCUCUCGCCUGAACGGUGAUCGCGCCGUUGCGCGACAGCGAAGUUCGGCCUGUGCCGACCGGCAUCGCGCACGGCACGAUCACCGCCGUCCUGCUCUGGAUGGCCUGGUCGAGGUCACGACGCUGCGGCGCGACGUAUCGACCGGAUGGCCGCCACGCCGUGGUCGCCUUUACCGAUGA
Molecule: messenger RNA, 672 nt
Organism: Acanthosepion pharaonis
Lineage: Eukaryota; Metazoa; Mollusca; Cephalopoda; Sepiida; Sepiidae
Source: the annotation of a GenBank genome assembly